Molecule: messenger RNA, 2440 nt
Organism: Geodia barretti
Lineage: Eukaryota; Metazoa; Porifera; Demospongiae; Tetractinellida; Geodiidae
Source: the annotation of a GenBank genome assembly
AGGGAUGGGGGAGACGUGUAGAAAUGGCGGGAGCUGUAAUUACGACAUGACGAUGGAAACGUACUCCUGUAGCUGUGGAGACGGUUUCCAAGGCAACACCUGCGAGACCGGUGAGAUAUCAUUCGUGUGUGUCGGCAUUUUUUCUCUAGAAUUCAUAUAUUCUCAUUUGUCUAUCUAUUACUUUUCGAUUUUGCCAGUGGUGAUUUGCCCUAGGCACUCCCAAAUGCGCUGAUCUAUAGCACGUACGUAUGCAUUUCAUGAAAGAGACUUUGCGUAGGCUACAAAUUUUGAAACGUGAUACUCUUGAAGCGGCAAAAUAAUAUCCCGAUAUCAAAAAUUCAAUACACUUGAGAUGGUUAAGAGUAGAGAGGUGUUUACUUAAUGUUAUGUAGCAUGCUAAGGAUUAGUUAAUGUAUGAAAAUGUGUCUUGGUUAGUGAGGUGUCCUGAUCUCAGAAGAAAAAGUGUCCUUAUUAGUGAGGUGUCCUGGUCUCAGAGGAAAGUGUCCUGAUUAGUGAGGUGUCCUGAUCUCAGAAGAAAGUGUCCUGAUUAGUGAGGUGUCCUGAUCUCAGAAGAAAGUGUCCUGAUUAGUGAGGUGUCCUGUAAAAGGAAAACUGUAUGCCUUUUUCACUAUACCCUUCUUCCCUGUUUAGCCACCAGUGGUUGCCGGGACAACCCCUGUAAAAAUGGAGGGACGUGCACCGAAGGGCCUGGCAGUACCAUAUCUUGCUCCUGCCCUCCCGGUUACCAUGGAGACCUCUGUCAAUAUUGUACUCAAUGUUCUUCGCUCAAAAAUGAGCUGGAGACACUAAAAGAAGCAAGUCAGGCGACCAACCUACAAAUCUUUGAUACCAUAAGAAGAUCAACAGGACUGAGAUUCUUCAAACCGUGGAUAGAAAUAGAUCACUACAGAGCAAUUUUCAUUCGUCAUUUCGCCAUUGGAUCGCGACACUUUAUCGGGAUGGUCAUUGAAAACGCUCACCACAUCAACGGAGGACUGGUCAUUUACGAAAUUUUCGAUUCGGAGAGUCUCAGCCAAAUACAGACGCUGGGUAACAGUUCGACGUCGUCGUUCAAAGUAUUCGAAAACGACGGAAAGGUUCAGAUGCUCGUCGGGAAUUACUACGAGCCGGGCCGAAUAGCGCCUCCGGACGUGAGUUCGAAGCUGUAUACGUGGAACGAGAACACGAGCAGGUUUUACAUGACGGGCGAGGUUAACGUGUACGGGGUCCGCGACGUCGAUCACAUAAAGUUGGCAAACAACGAUUCUUUUCUGGCUCUUUCGGUGCACGAUGACACGCGCACUUACGACCUCCCAACGUUCAUCUACCGAUACAUGUCUUCCGAGGGGCGGUUUUACUGCUAUAGACAAUUGAGAACUACGGCAGCGAGACGGGUUAAUUUUUUCACUUUCAAUUCGACUCUGUACCUUUUUGUGGCAGAGCGAGUCAACACGGACAACUCACACAAUACCAACUCUUCCGUGUACCGGUGGAAUUCUACCGAUUUCAUGCUCCUGCAAGAAAUCGAGACGAUAGGUGCGUUUGAUCUCCUCCCCUUUUCCAUUGGAGAUUGCUUCUUUGUCGUUGCCGUUAACAACAGACACAAUCACUCAUACAACGUACAGUCGAAAGUCUAUCUCAUGAUAGAUGGCGUUUUCAAGUUUUUUGCCUCGUUGGACACUCGCGGGGCGACUAAAACCGACUUUUUUCGAAUCGGUCUCGAAUCGUUUCUCGUCUUUUCAAACUCGCACGAUGACGGAAGCGUUAUUACAAACUCAGUUGUAUACCGAUUCGAAGGUGGAACAUUUGUAAUACAUCAAGAGAUCCUCACGCAGAACGCAAUGUACGUUCAUUUCUUUACACUCGAGAACGGUAGCCCAGCCCUGGCCUUUGCAAACAAGGCAGGUAAACCCGCGUUGUAUAAAUGGAAGUCGCUAAGUUACAUUUGCCCCGAGGGAAAUUGCCAAUAAUAAACUCCCAUUUUCAGCUUCAAAGAUCAUAGUUCACUUAUUAUCACUUAUACCUUACGACAAAAACUGGCUUUCUUUUUUUCAUCAAUUUUUCACAUCUGAAGAAAUCAUCAUUCUGCUAACUGUCUCUCUUGUAUAAUAACAUAGUUGGUUAUUUUGCUGUAUUAUUCAUCAACAAAAUUAUCGAAAGUUAUAAUUAUUAUAUUAUAUUCACCCUCUUUUGUGUAUGUAUAUUCUACGAUGUGCUGUUUAACAGAUACUACCUUCUUAAAUUGUGUAUUUCAAAUUUCAAACUCUUAUCACAUGAUUAACAAUUUUUCAGCACUAACCCAGGCGUCAGUUAACACUGUAAAAACAGUGCUUCGCAUCAUUAACAAGUUUUUGCAAUGUAGAGCCUGAUUUAAAACAUUUUCCUUUUAGCUCUGCUUUAGUAGCUUCCCUCUGCUUCCCAAAGUUGCAGCAGCAGCACU